Molecule: messenger RNA, 3721 nt
Organism: Andrographis paniculata
Lineage: Eukaryota; Viridiplantae; Streptophyta; Magnoliopsida; Lamiales; Acanthaceae
Exons: 20
Coding region: 358-3645 (1095 amino acids)
Molecular function (GO): hydrolase activity, acting on ester bonds
Source: RefSeq, a predicted model, not a curated record
AUUAAUUACCUAUUUUAAAUGACCCUAGGAAAAACAACCCCCACUCUCCUCUUCUCUUCUCUUCAGCUCGUCUUUCUCUUCUUAGCUCAACUACCCUUCUCUUUCUGCUCGAUCUCUCUCCUCUAGAAUUGAUCUGAGCGGAGCUGUAUUGAUGCUUCUUAACGUGCAACUGUGUUCUAGUUUGCAGCUGUUAACGUUCUUGUUUAGCUUGAUCGGUUCCUCAUUUAUUGUCUUCUUAUCAAGAUUUUGUUUUUAAAUUAUUAUUGUGAUUGAUUCAACUACUUCUGUCUCCCAAUGUACUUCGUUUCUUCAUUCAUUUAGGAUGGUAGCUUCUGUUUGCUGCUGGUGAUUGGGAAAAUGGUAUUAAGGUUGGGGCUUGGAAGUGGGCUUGACAUGAAAGGCGUGCAAUCGAAAUUUGGAGUGGGGGUUAUUGUCGUCAUAUCCCUAGGGAUGAUCUUGGCUGGUCUUCUUGGUUUGUUGAGACCAAUAUCAAAUGGUUGUGUCAUGACAUAUAUGUACCCCACUUACAUUCCUAUUUCCAAGUCAGAAAAUGCAACUUCUGCACGGUAUAGCUUAUAUCUGUACCAUGAAGGCUGGAGAAAGAUUGAUUUUAACGAUCACCUUAAAAAGCUUAAUGGUGUUCCUGUUCUUUUCAUUCCAGGCAACGGGGGAUGCUACAAACAGGUCAGAUCACUAGGUGCUGAAUCUGACAGGGCUUAUCAAGGAGGUCCACUUGAAAUGAAUUUGUACCAAGAUUCAUCAAGUUUGGGAGAGCAAGUGGGUGUAGACUUGUUGGACAUUAUAUUACCCACUAAAUAUGCUUCAAUGCUGAAUUGGUUUGCAGUGGAUCUUGUGGGUGAACACUCUGCAAUGGAUGGUCGAAUACUUCAAGAUCAAGCAGACUAUGUAGUAUAUGCCAUUCACAGGAUUCUGGAUUUAUAUAAAGAAUCCCGUGAUGCUCGAGCAAAAGAAGGAAGUUCUAUAGCUAGCAGUUUACCUAAGAGUGUGAUUUUGGUUGGUCACUCCAUGGGUGGUUUUGUUGCUAGAGCUGCAGUGGUGCACCCCUAUUUGAGAAAGUUUGCUGUUGAGACUAUUCUGACUCUUUCUACUCCACACCAGUCUCCUCCAUUGCCGUUGCAGCCAUCAUUGGGCCAUUAUUAUGCACAUGUGAAUCGUGAAUGGAGGAAAGGCUAUGAAGUUCAAACUUCUCAAGAGGGACACUACCUGUCUGGUCCUUUCCUUUCUCAUGUUGUCAUUGUCUCCAUAUCUGGUGGCUAUAAUGAUUAUCAGGUGCGCUCAAGUUUGGAGACCCUUGAUGGCAUUGUUCCUCCUACACAUGGAUUUAUGAUAAGUAGCACUGGCAUGAGGAAUGUCUGGUUGUCAAUGGGCCACCAGGUUAUCUUAUGGUGUAAUCAGCUAGUUGUUCAAGUAUCACAUACUCUCCUGAGUCUAAUAGACACAAAGACAGCUCAACCAUUUAAUGAUGUACAGCAAAGACUUGGAAUAUUUCUGAAAAUGCUUCAUAGUGGAAUCCCACAGAACUUCAUUUCACAUGGACUACAACAGCUACCGCAAACGUCUGGCCAUUUUCCUAAGGAAAUCGGAAAGACCAUUUCUGGAUCACAAGUUCUCAGGUUUUCGGGCUGCCCAACUAAUAGCCACUGGAAUGAGGAUGGACUUGAAAGAGACCUCUAUAUCCAUACAAAUACUGUCACAGUUUUAGCAAUGGAUGGGAGAAGACGGUGGUUGGACAUUCAGAAACUGGGUGCAGAAAGGAAAGAUCACUUUGUUUUUGUCACAAAUCUUUCACCUUGUUCUGGUGUGCGACUCCAUCUUUGGCGAGAAAAGGGAACUUCAGCUGCAGAAAUUUCAGCUUCUGAAAGUGUAGUUGAUGUAACAUUAAAAAUGAUCCAGAUUCCAUCUGGACCAGCUCCAAGGCAGAUUGAGCCAGGUAGUCAAACUGAGCAAGCUCCUCCUUCUGCAGUAUUUUGGUUGGGCCCUGAAGAUAUGCAUGGUUAUAGGUUCCUGACAAUAUCCGUGGCCCCUCGACCGAGUGUUUCAGGUAGACCGCCACCAGCAGUUUCUAUGGGGGUUGGGCAAUUUUUCAAUCCAAAAGAUGGAGAACAUUUAUUCUCAAGCUACCAGCUGGUUCAUUCUUUAAUUUCAAACAAGGAAGUGAACUUGAAGGAGGACCAUCCUCUCACUCUCAAUUUUACAUUCUUAGUUAGCUUAGGGCAUCUUCCUGUUUCAUUAUCUCUUACACCUACUGGCUGCGGAAUAAAAAGGUCAGAAUUUGAAGCAUCCGAAGAUGCAGAAAAUAGUAGGCUUUGCAAGCUACGGUGUUUCCCUCCCGUGGCACUAGCUUGGGAUGUGACCUCUGGUUUGCAUGCAUUUCCAAAUUUGAAUUCAGAAUCAAUUGUUGUGGAUUCCUCCCCAGCACUCUGGACUUCUUCUCAACAGUCUGAUAAGACAACUGUUUUUGUACUGGUAGAUCCACAUUGUUCAUAUAGAAGUACUGUUCAUGUUUCUAUUGCUGCUGCUGCUGCUAGAUUCUUGCUUUUAUAUGUGUCACAGAUUCUUGGCCUUUGCGUUGCUGUUGUGUUUUUCGCUUUGAUGCGGCAGGCACAUGCAUGGGAAGUUGAUCAGCCCAUACCAUCAUUGCUAUCUGCUGUUGAAUCAAACUUGAGAAUGCCAAGGCCAUUUAUAUUUCACAUCACUUUACCAGUUAUUCUUGCUGUGCUCAUUUCAUGCCUCAUUUAUCAAUCUGACCCUCCAACUCUAAGUUUUGUUUUUGUCUCCAUAUUCUGCUUUAUUUGUGCUAAUGGAGUGAUAGCUGUUCUGAUACUACUUUCCCAAAUGGUUUUCUAUGUGGCUGGAAUCAUCCAUGUAUCCAUCAAGAAACGGUCACAAAUGUGGGAAGGGACUUCUUGGUUUUCCUGUAUGCAGUGGCUAAUCAAUUUUUCCUGCACCCUUGCAUCAAUUAAGGUGAUAAGGGUUUUAAGGGGUAAUCCUCUGCUUAUUACAUCAUUGCUUGCGAUUUCCUUGGCAUGUUUUGUGCAUCCGGCACUGGGUCUCUUUGUUUUGCUCUUCUAUCAUGCUUUAUUCUGCCACAGCAGUAUGUCAAGUUUUUUGAUGGCUUCAUUUCGCAGUAGUGUCCAUAGCAAGGAGUUGUAUGAAACCUGCACCAGUAGCCCAAAAUCAACAAGAAGUUAUGGUGACACACAAUUGGAGAUCUUCUACCACCAGCAUGGUUUGCUUAUUUUACACUUGCUUGCAGCAUUAAUGUUUGCCCCUUCUCUUGCUGCCUGGAUUCAGGUUGGGAUCCCCAUGGUUCCAUGGCUUUCAGAUUCUCUACUCUGCAUUGGUGUGAUCCUGCAUGGCUUAUGUGAUUCAAACCCGGACUUUAAUUUCUUUGUGUUUCCAAUCCCAGGCGGGAUCCUAUUUGGGCAAAUCAGGCUAAGUUAUGCUUACCUGGUUGCUGGAUACUCUUGCUACCUAGCUGCCUUGGCAUUGGCUCCAUACAUGGCUUUAUAUGUGAUGGCCGCUGUUGGAACAUUUGCCUUCACUUUUAGGGCCAUCCAUAGAAGGCACAGAGAGAAGGGCGAGACUCAUCACAAGAGCCGGAAGCAUUCUCACAAACAUUGAUUGUACGAACACUGACUGACUGACUAUACUGUACUGUAUCCCAAAAUUUUGAUGAGACGUCUCAUUAUUUUGUCCA